This is a messenger RNA of Pelecanus crispus (Dalmatian pelican), 1256 nucleotides long. The record is from RefSeq and is a predicted model, not a curated record. NCBI's taxonomy places the organism in Eukaryota, Metazoa, Chordata, Aves, Pelecaniformes, Pelecanidae.
UAUGGAGGCAGGAGGAGACCGAACGGAUUAACAAAACUUUUACUGGAGCUGAAAGAAAGGCAGCAUUUUGUGGACUUCUGGAACAAGAGGCACAGCUGAUUGCUUCCAUUGGGAGACACAAACUAAAUGCAGAUGAGGAGAAUCAACAAAAAGCAAUACUGCACUUUCUGGAUAAGUGUGCACAACCUAAGAGAUGGAAAGCAUAUGAUGGAAAAAUCACUGAAAUGGAUACACAGUACACACUCCGUGCCAGAGAACUAUUUGAAAUCUACCGCAGCAUUAGCAUGAAUGACAUCCCAAAAGAUGAGAGAAUAGAUGUGCUGUUAACACUCAGACGUACAGUGAAGGAACAUGAAUGUAAAUUAACACAGGAAAUAGUGGAAUUAAUUGACAGGGAGGUUGAUCUUAUGUCAAGAGAGGUGAAAGAGUGCAACUUAGAAGGACUGAGGAAAAGAAUUUGUACCUUAUUUCUUCAGUAUAUUAAAACUCCAAAGUUCAACCCUGAAGUCGCUCAGAUGCUUAAGGUUCCACCAGAUCCCUUAAAGCUUUAUAAAAAUGUUAACUUCUGUCAUAGUUGCAAAAAUUACUUGCCAUCUUCUGAGUUUCCUGUUCCUGCUAAUUCCCGCACCAUUGGCAGAUGCCACUUAUGUUGCAAGCUUGAUAAUGAGGCUCGGCGACGAGAAGCAUUUUUGAAGUACAAACUUAUACUCGAAAAUCUCAGAAAGUCUGAAGCUGAUUAUCAGGAUGAUGCUAAAAUUGUUUUCUUAGUUCAGCAUCAAGACCUGCAGUACAUGAUUGAGAACAUAUGGGGCUGUCAGUCAGCUCUCAGUGCCUGCCGUGACCUCUAUGAUUUGGUUAUGGUCAGAUGGGAUAAGCAGCGUGAGUGGUCUCCGUGGAACACUAUUCUCCUCACUAAAGAUGAGGCAGGUGCACAUCUUGGGCUGUGUAACCUUCAGGAGGCUUAUGAAGCGGCAUUUAUUCACAGAAUAAAACAUAAGCAUAUCCGGGCAAAAACCUACUUUGCUCAGAUUCCGGCGAUGGCAUCAUUUUUGCAUAGGAGUGACAAUCAGGCUAAUGCAAAUGAAUUUUUAAUAGCUACGCCUAUUCCUCCUGGUAAAAAAAUAUAAGUCUUAGGCAAAGUUAACUGAAGUUAAAGAAGUAAGCUGAAUUACUGAUUAAUACAAUUUCCUUGGUUUUAAAGAAAUGUAUUUUUUCAUCAAUACCUUAACUGUAUUACACAUAUCAAAAUAAACUUC